Molecule: messenger RNA, 1947 nt
Organism: Scheffersomyces stipitis CBS 6054
Lineage: Eukaryota; Fungi; Ascomycota; Pichiomycetes; Serinales; Debaryomycetaceae
Gene: SRP72
Product: signal recognition particle subunit
Exons: 1
Coding region: 1-1947 (648 amino acids)
Biological process (GO): SRP-dependent cotranslational protein targeting to membrane
Cellular component (GO): signal recognition particle, endoplasmic reticulum targeting
Molecular function (GO): ribosome binding; 7S RNA binding; protein binding
Source: RefSeq, a predicted model, not a curated record
AUGAGCAAUUCCAUCGCCGAAGCGUUCAAGAAGUUGAACGUGGCCCAAAUCACUGAUGUUUCCGACUACGAACAUAUCUAUUCGGUUUCAUAUGAAUACUUGUCGAAAGUGAAAAAUUUCCACGACUUGAAGGCUUUCAAAAACUGUUUGGUGUCGCUUAUCUUUUUGGACAAGUACCACAGGGCCUUCGAGAUCAUCAAGAAGGUUCCUGAAGGCGACUACUUCUCGAAUUCGUUGGUGUUGGAAGUUGGCUAUGUGUACUAUAAGCUUGGAAAGUCUGCUGAGUUUGAGCAGUUGUUAAAGUCUGUCAAAGUUGAAAACGAGGGUAUUGCCAUCGGCUUAAAGCACAUUGCCGCACAGAACUACUAUAAACUCGGCGAUUAUGGAAAAUCGUUGCAAUUGUACAAGGAGUUGAUCGAGAGCAACAAAUACGACAAUAAGUUGGACUUGAUCAUCAAUGAGAGAUCGGUGAUUUCGCAGUUGAACUUCAACCAGAAGAACAAGGUCGAAUCGAAAUUCAACAUUGAAGAGUAUGGUGAAAACUACGAUUUAUUCUUCAACGAAGCCUUGAUCGAAUUGUCCAACAACAACUUCCACAAGUCGAUAGAGCUUUUAGAAAAGGCCGAGUCUGUCUGUUUGACACAGAACUCUGACUUUUCUAAAGAAGACUUGUUGGUUGAAUUGUUGCCCAUUAAAAUCACAUCGGCAUACAUCUACGAGAUUCUUGGUCAAUCAGACAAAAGUUUGGAAAUCUUGCACGAAAGCAACGCAGACACCAUUAACGACGCCAUGAUCAAACUCAUCAUCAAGAACAACAUCUUCUCGUUGGCCAAGGAACCCAAAGACUAUAAUUUAAUAGACAGGGAGUUGAACUAUCAAACAAAUUUGCAUAAAUUGAGCCAGAAGUUGACCAAAUUCCAGUACCAGGUCAUAUUUAAGAAUAACGUGUUGUUGCGCUAUGCAACGGGAACUUUAAGCAAAUCGCAAGUCAGUGACUCAUUUAUUGCCAAAUAUAUCCAAGACUUUCCAGGAGACUAUUUCCCUUUGGCAUACAAGUUAUUGUUGUCUCUUGACAUAAAUUUCAAAGACCUCAACGAUGAGCACAAAAACAGAAUAGUCAGUAGAAAAUUAUACAAAUACGUCAAGGCUAACUACAACGACAAGCUUUCUAACAACUUAAUCAUUGCUGUGUUGUUGUUGGUAUUUGUGAAUGAUAAGGCAGGAAACUUCGAUCAAUCAUUGACACUUUUGGAAGAGUUGGUAGACUUCAACUUAGAACAACCAAUCGUCACCCCGGCCUUGGUUGGAACACUUAUUAAAGUGUACGAAAGUCUCAACUUGACUUCCAGCUUGUCGAAGUUGUUAACCAAAUUGGUUACAAAGCUUUUGGCUACCGAAGAAAAGGUAAUGCAGGACGACGUUAACUACUACUUUUUCAUCAGGAUAAUCGGCUUCAAGGCUUUGAACCAAGGCAACCAACAGGGCGGAAUUCAACUCUUUGAGUUCCUUUCCAAGUUCAACGAAAAUGACAGUUUGAUCAAAUCGAUUUUGACAAACACUUCCAACGACUUGUUGCCUGUGGAAGAGCUAUCUUCUGCCAAGUCUGUUGAGGAGUUAUUGUCUACCAACAUAGACUCGUUGAUUCCUACCAAGGUCAAGUCAAUCUUGAAGCCCAAAGUUUCUGCUUCUAAGGUCAGUAAAAAACGUUCUAAGCCUAAAUUCUCUGCAACUAAGGUUCUCAAACCUGAAGCAGACUUGUCGCUUGACGAUGAAAGGUGGUUGCCCAUGAAGUUGAGGUCCUACUACAAGCCUACCAGAAAGGAAAAGAAGAAACUUGGUGGAGGCCAUCAAGGAGCACUUGAUCCAACACCAGCUCCAGCCCCAGUAGCCACUUCAGGUGCUUCUAGUGGUAGCAAGAACAAGAAAAAAAAGAAGGGUAAGAAGUAA